Molecule: messenger RNA, 1062 nt
Organism: Actinia tenebrosa (Australian red waratah sea anemone)
Lineage: Eukaryota; Metazoa; Cnidaria; Anthozoa; Actiniaria; Actiniidae
Product: large ribosomal subunit protein uL18A
Biological process (GO): translation; ribosomal large subunit assembly
Cellular component (GO): ribosome; cytosolic large ribosomal subunit
Molecular function (GO): 5S rRNA binding; structural constituent of ribosome
Source: RefSeq, a predicted model, not a curated record
GGAAAGGUUACGAGUCCCAGGGUGCAUAUCGGGCGCUCAACCGGCUUUUCUUCCUCUUUUUUGUCAGCCUCCAGCCGAAGCUACUUUUGGAUUGUCCAAAAAUAAGACCCUCAUUUCAACAAAAUGGGGUUCGUCAAAGUCAUCAAAAAUAAAGCUUACUUCAAGAGAUUUCAAGUAAAGUAUAAAAGACGGCGUGAGGGAAAGACCGAUUACUUUGCUCGUAAACGUCUUAUUACCCAAGAUAAAAAUAAAUACAACACGCCUAAAUAUCGCCUUGUUGUGCGAUUAACAAACAAGGACAUCACUUGUCAGGUAGCGUAUGCCAAGAUUGAGGGAGAUGUGAUAAUGGCAGCAGCCUACUCACAUGAACUUCCCAACUAUGGCAUCAAGGUCGGGUUGACAAACUAUGCUGCAGCUUACUGUACUGGUCUCCUACUCGCACGUCGUUUGCUCACAAAGCUCAACUUGCACAAGAUCUAUGCAGGGAAUGAAGAGGUGAAUGGUGAUGAAUACAAUGUGGAGAGUAUUGACGGCUCACCAGGGGCAUUUAGGUGUUUCCUGGACAUUGGUUUGGCACGUACCACCACUGGUGCCAAAAUCUUUGGUGUCUUGAAAGGAGCUGUUGAUGGAGGACUGGAUAUCCCCCAUAGCAUGAAGCGUUUCCCUGGUUAUGACUCUGAAUCCAAGGAGUUCAAUGCCGAGGUUCAUCGCAAGCACAUAUUUGGUCAACAUGUUGCUAACUAUAUGCGCCAGCUCUCUGAAGAAGAUGAUGAUUCCUACAAGCGUCAGUUCUCUAAGUUCAUCAAGCUUGGAAUUACAGCUGACAGUGUUGAAGGCAUGUACAAGAAUGCUCAUGCUGCCAUCAGGGCAAACCCUGUUGCCAAAGAGAAAGUAAAGAAGGAUAUCACCCCCACAAGGUUCAACCGUAAGAAGCUCUCCAAACAGCAACGUGAUGCUCGUGUCRCACAGAAACAAGCAGCAUUCUUGCGAGCUAAGAAUGCAAGUGCGGAUGAAUAAUGGAGAAAUAAAUUCCAAUUGCAACAAAGUUGCAAAUGAAUCCAA